Apiotrichum porosum is the source of this 1215-nucleotide messenger RNA. RefSeq lists its product as uncharacterized. NCBI's taxonomy places the organism in Eukaryota, Fungi, Basidiomycota, Tremellomycetes, Trichosporonales, Trichosporonaceae. The transcript has 6 exons. Gene Ontology annotation, molecular function: 4 iron, 4 sulfur cluster binding; lipoate synthase activity. Bases 1 to 1215 code for a protein of 404 amino acids. The record is from RefSeq and is a predicted model, not a curated record. Gene Ontology annotation, biological process: lipoate biosynthetic process. Gene Ontology annotation, cellular component: mitochondrion.
AUGCGCGCUUUCACCUCCGCCGCUAUCGAGACCGCUCGUGCUUCUGCAAGCCGUCGUGUCGUUGCCCACGCAUUUCCGGCCAGCAGCUCGCGCUCGCUCGCGACCGCCACCAACGCUCCCGAUGGUGCUACCCCCAAGAGGCGCUUUGCCAAGCUCGAGGACGGACUGACCUUUGAUGACUUUGUCUCUGGCGAGCCUCUGCCUGAAGCACCGGAGCGUGUGGUCCUCGGCAACACAUCCCAGCCCCGUUUGCCAUCUUUCCUGAAGCACCCCAUCCCCACCGGCAAGUCAUACACUGCCAUCAAGAAGGACCUGCGUGACCUCAAGUUGAGCACUGUUUGCGAAGAGGCAAAGUGCCCCAACAUUGGCGAGUGCUGGGGCGGCGACAAGGGCACUGCGACCGCAACAAUCAUGCUUAUGGGUGACCAAUGUACCCGCGGAUGCCGCUUCUGCUCGGUGAAGACCUCGCGCGCUCCUCCUCCCCUGGACGUCCACGAGCCCGAGAACACUGCCGAGGCCAUUUCGCGUUGGGGCCUGGGCUACAUUGUCCUCACUUCGGUGGACCGUGACGACAUGGUCGACGGUGGCGCGGCCCACAUUGCCAGCACGAUCUCCAAGAUCAAGCAGAAGUCGCCCAAGAUCCUCGUUGAGGCUCUUACCCCAGACUUUGCCAACAAGGGCUUUGAACCCAUUACCACUGUCGCUACCUCUGGUCUUGACGUGUUUGCCCACAACAUCGAGACUGUCGAACGCUGCACCCCCUUCGUUCGUGAUCGCCGUGCUACGUUCCGCCACUCGCUCGAGGUCCUCCGCUUCGCCAAGGAGACGGCUACCGCUAAUGGCAAGGAGAUUCUGACUAAGAGCUCCAUCAUGCUCGGUGUUGGCGAGCAGGAAGACGAGAUCCACCACGCUCUGCAGUGCCUGCGCGAGGCGAACGUCGAUGUCGUCACUUUCGGUCAAUACAUGCGCCCUACCAAGAAGCACAUGAAGGUCGACCGUUAUGUCGAGCCUGCCGAGUACGUCAAGUGGAAGGAGGUCGCCGAGGGCAUGGGCUUCCUGUAUGUCGCCUCUGGUCCCCUCGUCCGCUCGAGUUACAAGGCUGGCGAAUUCUUCAUCGAGAACGUCCUUAAGAAGCGCCGCGCCGCUGCUGCUGAGCGGGCAACAGCUGAGCUCGCUGCUGUUGAUGCGACCAAGGCUGAGGAGACGCGCGCGUAG